GAGACGUCUUGUAGUAUUUGUUUUCGCUUCCUGAUUGGACAGGCCAGGAGCGAGAAAGUUUCGGUCGGUUCAGUCAGCUGGCCGCGAACUGGUACCGGCCACUAGCUUUACGGUUAACCUCCGCGCUUACUAAUUCGCUCUUGACUCAUUUUAAAAUGCAAUUGGACAGAUUUCAAGUCAAGAGAGCUAGUCUAUUGGAAAAAUCGUCUGUUCGUCUCGACGCGUUCCCAGUAUUAUUCGCUAGCAAAAAGAGCGGCGGGCCGCGAACUUGAACGAACAUGCACCGCUGGCGGAGCAGUCACUGUAGUGACAGCACCGACUGCAUGUCCGACGAAAGUGAGGUUGAUCUGGACACUGUCCGGCAAUCGGUCAAGCUGCGGCGGAGGGUGGUCGUCUUCAGCCGCACGAGUCGAGCCAGCUACGACAGCGGAGAGACGAGCGAAGAGGUCGACCUGCCGGACGGAUGUUGUCACCGCAAACCGACCCACCUGUGGAAUGCCCCCGGUCCUCCCAAACAGUCGGAAACCUCGGCUCAGCACGACUCGAAAACUGGUUAUCUGUGUGAGUACGUGGGAAGUUUUUCUGUGACUGACAACGAAUCGUGGUGCAGGCCCGAACUGAUGGACGCUCAGCUGGCCCGAAUGAGGUGCGAGCCUUCCAAGCGGUCCGUCUUGUUCCUGGUGACUGCCUCUGGCGUCAAGAUAUGCUGCGCCGACGACAAGGUGGUGCUGAUGGCGCACGCCGUGCGUCGCAUCUGCUGGUGCACGUGUAGCCCCGGCCAGCACCAGUUCGCCUUCCUCGCCCGGGAGCCCAAACUACGAGCGGGCCUGCAGCACUGCCACGUCUUCCGAGCUCGCAGCCCCAAGCAGGCUGAAGACCUCAACUCUUUGGUGGGUUCAGCCUUCCGCAUGGCGUACGCUCGGCAGCUUCAACAGCAGCAACAACAGCAGCACCAACAGCAGCAGCAGCAGCGUCCGCAGCCUCAUCUUCAGCAGCCUUUCCAGCAGGGAGUGCUGCUGAGGCCCCUGCGUAGCGGCAGUCCCUCCCCGGCCAAGACCGACUCGAGGUCGACUCCGUCCUCGGUGGGGAUGGCCGGUGGAAGCCGCCCGGAAGCCUCCCCUCCCGACGCCUACACCAAGGUUUGGGCGAAGAAGGUGGCCGGGCGGACGAAGCACCGGGACCCCGUGGCGGAGGGCUUCGUGGAGCUGAACGUGCGCGCCCUCCAGCAGCAGAGCCCUCGCAGUCCCAGGGCCAGCGUGCACCUGCGCCUGGGCGUGGAGCGGAGCACCCCGGCUCACAGGGAGGAGGACCUCUGGUCUCCGUCCAGCAACGAGGACAACACCGCGUCCCCGACGGAGCUGAACAGGAGGUUCGCCGACAAGCCGCCGCCCGUCAAGAAGCUCGAGGACAGCUGGCAGCAGCGCGGAAGCGACGGCACUGGAGCGUCCAACACAGCUUCGGAGAAGACUUCGGCUCUUUCGGAAUCGGCGGUCUCAUCGACGUCGCCCAAUUCCCCGAGCAGCAACCAGGACGAGGCGAGCGGCUACGCAGGUGCCGGCGGCGACGCGACGGAGUGCCGCUACUCGACGCCCGCGGGACGACGGAGCACGCCCAGCUCGCCCGCGCCGAAGGCACGGGGCGGUGGCAGGACCGUGGUCGUCAUGCCGCCGGCUCCUCCCGAAAGGCAUGACUCCCUAAACCUCAAUGAGGAAGAAGAGCUUAGGGAAGCCCCAUGGUUUCAGGCUGGAAUACCAAGGGAGAUAGCCCUGGAGGUACUGGGGCAGGAACCCGUGGGCUCCUUCAUGGUGCGGAAGAGCACGAGCAAGCCCGGCUGCUUCGCCCUCUCGCUCAGAGUGCCCAGGAGCCUGCAGCCCACGGGCAUCUCCCACUACCUCAUCAUGCACACCAACAGGGGCUACAAGAUCAAGGGCUUCACCAAGGAGUUUGGCACCCUGACGUCCCUGAUCACGCACCACUCGGUGAUGCCCGAGCUGCUGCCCUGCCCGCUGUCUCUGUCCCGCUACAACUCUGCCUUCCGGAGGCACGGCUCGGCAGAGGACCUGGUGGACAUCGACGACGACCCCGACUACACCCUGCUCGCAGACUUCCGCAAGAUGAUGGCCGACGCCAUCUGACCCCCUGGCCUGGUCGUCACGCUAGUCCCUCUCCGAUGGAAAUGACCUUUCCUGGAGAAGCAGUUUCCAUGAAUGGUGACCCACCGAUUGACCGACAGUGCCCAUUCAAGCUGCUGAACCACAUGACCCACUACCGCUCUGUCUCUCUCCAAGACCUCUUCGCAGAGAACACAACAGAUAAACACACUUGACUGCUGCGCACACAACACUUGCAGCAGUAUCAGCCAUCAACUGGCAUCUGUGGCAUUGUGAUACAGGACUUUAGGACUCGUGCUUAUGGCCUACAGUCUCAUAUGACCACUCACUUCUUCAACUCAGUGAGACCAUCCGUACACAACUUGACGACCACCUUGUUUAGAGGAAUGAGACAUUUUUAAAGUGGGCGGAAAUAAAGCCUUCAUUUUUCUCAA
Ixodes scapularis (black-legged tick) is the source of this 2545-nucleotide messenger RNA. Its product is annotated as tensin-4. The record is from RefSeq and is a predicted model, not a curated record. Bases 279 to 2135 code for a protein of 618 amino acids. NCBI's taxonomy places the organism in Eukaryota, Metazoa, Arthropoda, Arachnida, Ixodida, Ixodidae. The transcript is spliced from 11 exons.